AUGAUGCAAGGGCUUUUCAAAGUAAACCUAAGCAGGCGUAUGUUUGCUCCUUGGCUGAAGGGCCUUGACAUCCCUUGUUACUUUGGGUCCGUGUUUGAUAGAGUCCCUGUUGAUGAAUCUGGCACACUUCUAACUCCCUAUCUGCGCAAUAAACACAUGCAGCCAGAUGAAGGAACAUUAUUGCAAGAUCCAAGGGGGAGAUACGAGAGUUGGUAUGUCUGCAACACAGAACAGUUGUCUGAAUCCCUUCAGCCUGUUUUUGUCCAGAGUUACCUUGACCAAGGAACACAGAUCUUCUUAAACAACAGCAUUGAGAAAUCAGGCUGGCUGUUUAUCCAGCUCUAUCACUCUUUUGUGUCCUCAAUUUUUAGCCUCUUUAUGUCUAGAACAUCUAUCAAUGGGCUACUGGGAAGGGGCUCAAUGUUUGUGUUUUCCCCAGAACAAUUUCAAAGACUGCUCAAAAUAAAUCCAGAAUGGAAAUCCCACAGACUUCUCGAUUUAGGGGCUGGGGAUGGAGAAGUCACUAAAGUCAUGAGUCCUCACUUUGAAGAAAUCUAUGCCACUGAAUUGUCUGAAACUAUGAUAUGGCAGCUUCAGAAGAAGAAAUAUAGGGUGCUUGGUAUAAAUGAAUGGCAAAACACAGGCUUUCAGUAUGAUGUUAUCAGCUGUUUGAAUUUGCUGGAUCGCUGUGAUCAACCACUGACUGUAUUAAAAGAUAUUAGAAGUGUACUGGAGCCAACUAGAGGCAGAGUCAUUCUAGCAUUAGUUCUGCCAUUUCAUCCUUAUGUGGAAAAUGUAGGUGGCAAGUGGGAAAAGCCCUCAGAAGUUUUGGAAAUCAAAGGGCACACUUGGGAAGAACAGGUGAAUAGCCUGCCAGAAGUUUUCAGUAAAGCUGGUUUUGCCAUAGAGGCUUUCACCAGACUGCCAUACCUAUGUGAAGGUGAUAUGUAUAAUGACUACUAUGUACUAGAUGAUGCUGUCUUCGUCCUCAAGCCAGUGUAAGCGUGUGUGAAGUAAAUCUCCGGAAUCUAACCCAAGAAGCAGCCUCUGAAAGAGGAGCUUGAUUUAUGGUUACUUAAAGGGAGGGAAUUUGGGAUUGCAGUGCUAAAUAAAUACCAUGUAAGAAAUUUAAAGGCCAAAAUACUAAUGUAUUUCUUUGUAGUGUGAUUAGGGGGAAAAAAGGUUGUUUUUAAACAGACUCUUCAGUUGAGAAUUUCUUUUUUUACCAGCUCUUAAACCAACAAGGCAUUCUGCAAUCCAGCAGUAGUGGGGGAUAUUUUUUUAUACUUUAUACCUGCAACAGGGAUCAGAUCCAAAAAAAGCAAUAGUCCUAAUAAUGAUGAAUGAUACAGUGUGAACAAUUGUUAAAGAAAUCAAGUGAAAUCUGGCAAUAAAGUUAUCCGUUCAGUUCAAGCUUUGUUGAAUAUAAACUGUUGAAAUGGAUAUUCUUCCAUGCUAAGUUACUUUUCCUCUUACUGUCAUUCUUCACAUGUUUUUAAUCAAGCUAAUAAACUUUUUUUGAGAUUA
This is a messenger RNA of Apaloderma vittatum (bar-tailed trogon), 1527 nucleotides long. RefSeq names its product methyltransferase like 9 (gene METTL9). Gene Ontology annotation, molecular function: protein-L-histidine N-pros-methyltransferase activity. The record is from RefSeq and is a predicted model, not a curated record. NCBI's taxonomy places the organism in Eukaryota, Metazoa, Chordata, Aves, Trogoniformes, Trogonidae. Bases 1 to 1002 code for a protein of 333 amino acids. The transcript is spliced from 6 exons.